Hermetia illucens (black soldier fly) is the source of this 864-nucleotide messenger RNA. RefSeq names its product trypsin delta-like. Gene Ontology annotation, biological process: proteolysis. Gene Ontology annotation, molecular function: serine-type endopeptidase activity. Bases 4 to 804 code for a protein of 266 amino acids. The transcript has a single exon. NCBI's taxonomy places the organism in Eukaryota, Metazoa, Arthropoda, Insecta, Diptera, Stratiomyidae. The record is from RefSeq and is a predicted model, not a curated record.
GUGAUGUUGCGAGUCUUAGCCCUGCUGGUCACGUCGGUGGCCUUUGUUCGAGUAAAUGGCACCCCUCUUCAACCGAAGGGCGAUCCACCCCAAGAUCUUGGGCGAAUUGUGGGUGGAGAAGAGACAACAAUUGACAAAUUUCCUUAUCAAGUCGGUAUCCGAUUUUUAGGUGCUUUUCAUUGUGGUGGAUCAAUUUUCAGCUCGAAUAUUGUUAUCACAGCCGCACAUUGCAUUUACAACUUUCCCCCGGCUUUGUUGUCGGUCUUUGCCGGUACUAGUUCUCGAACGGAAGGUGGUAUAAAACGUGACAUUCAACGAUUCAUUUGGCACGAGGACUUCGAUAAGGAUACUUCUGAAAGCGACAUUGGUUUGAUAAUAUUGGAAGGACACUUGGACUUCUCAAAAACGAUCCAACCGAUUGCGCUGGCAAGUGAAGGUGAAACUAUUCCGCCGGGAACGAGGGCUUACAUUUCUGGGUGGGGAACAUUGGAGGACGAUGGGAACCUGGCCGAGUCCCUCUACUCGGCUUCCGUCACUAUAAUCGAUAAUUUGGUGUGUGCGAAAGCUUAUAUUGGAAUAGUGUCAAUAACAGCAUCGAUGAUUUGUGCAUCUGGAGAACCUUAUGGUGGAACUGCUCCUUGCAUUGGUGACUAUGGUGGACCGCUUGUCGCUGGUGGUAAAGUCUACGGUUACGUUUCUUGGAAAGAUAAAUGCAGUGAAUUCAGUUUACCACAAAUUUACUCUAAUGUGGCUAAUCUGAGAACGUGGAUAGAUGCAAAUAUUAAGAAAUAUUCAAGUUAUUAGAGUAUAGAAAACUAUUUGAGUUUGUUUAAGCGAAUCUGUAGAAUAAACCAAUAGAAAAAC